This is a messenger RNA of Helobdella robusta, 576 nucleotides long. RefSeq lists its product as hypothetical. The record is from RefSeq and is a predicted model, not a curated record. NCBI's taxonomy places the organism in Eukaryota, Metazoa, Annelida, Clitellata, Rhynchobdellida, Glossiphoniidae. The transcript has 8 exons. Gene Ontology annotation, cellular component: plasma membrane. The annotation marks the transcript as partial. Gene Ontology annotation, biological process: cell surface receptor signaling pathway; adenylate cyclase-modulating G protein-coupled receptor signaling pathway. Gene Ontology annotation, molecular function: G protein-coupled peptide receptor activity; peptide hormone binding.
AUGUUGGUGGAGGGCCUCUACCUACACACCAUGAUCGUCUGGACCCUUCUGCUCCAACAACUCAAGUUCUGGCACUACUGCCUCAUUGGCUGGGGCAUCCCAGCAGCUGUUGUUGCUCUUUGGUCCGCUGCCAAAACCAUCUUCACAAAUCAGGCUACAACGACAGAAUCUGAUUUGAAUUGCUGGUUGCCUGAACAGAUCUGGAGGAUUGAUUACAUCACAUUGGUUCCCAUAUUUGUUGUCUUACUGGUAAACUCCUUCUUCCUGGCCAGCAUCGUGUGGGUCCUCAUCACGAAACUGAGAUCGUCCAACCCCGGACAGAGUGGUCUCUACAAAAAAGCGACGAAAGCGACUUUCGUGUUGUUUCCACUGCUGGGCCUCACCUACCUGCUGCUCCUCUGGACUGGCGACAAGCACGACAUCUUCUUCUCCUGCCUCAACGCCAUCCUGCAUUCGACACAGGGCCUCUUCGUCUCCACGGUCUACUGCUUCCUCAACUCAGAGGUUCGUAAAGUGCUGAGGAAACAUUUCGAGAGGUGGCGCGACAACCACAGCACCCACCUGCAACACUCACAA